AAUCUUCAAGUCUUCAUCCGAUGUCUCAAUUAUAAAAUUCUCUCUCUCUCUCUCCUCGUAUCUCUCUUUUUCCGAUCGUUCUCACCGGAGCUCUGGUUAUCGCCGUGAUCUCUCUGCUUUCUCUUCUGGCUGUGAAACUCAAAUUUUCUCUCAAUGGCAAGUAAUGAGGAGGUCGAAGAGACAGCUCCUCGUGGAAAUGAGUGGGAGGUUGUAUCCCUUACAGCAUCAGCAUAUGCUGCUGCUCCUGGUAAACAGGCUGAUUUGAAUGACGAGCAUAAGAGUAGUGCAGAGUAUGAAGCUGAAACUUCUGAUGCCAUGUUUAUGUCUGGUCACUUUGUCUUUCCACCAAGUCAGCAUGAAAAUUUGCCAUUGGAACCAGAGAACAAUCAGAUCCAGACUGAACAGGUUGUUAAAAAUGAGAAAUUUGUAACUGAGGGAGACCGUACAGCAGGUAUGAAGUUUGAAGAGAAUAUGAACGUUAAAGGAUUUGGCUCGUCAGCAUUUCCUGGGAUUCAGAUCUUUGAUGAAAAUGGAAACAUCUUACCCAUUAGUGAUGCGGAGUUCAAAGAAGAUACAGCAGCAAAAGAAUCAAUUAAACACAGCACUGCAAUGCCUAGUUCCUUGCAUAGUGAAGAACACAUGGCUGGAUCAACCAUUGUUGAGGAAAACAUUGCAAGUAAUUGUCCAUUAGAACCUUUUGAGCAAGGAUCAAAUUCAGGUGUCUCAAAUAAGAAUAAGCGUGAUGAUAACCUUCCUUGUCAAGCUUGGUGGAAAAGGCAAGCUGCCUCUCUUGUUGCACAUGCUAAAGAGGCAAAUACAUUUUGGUCAAUCUUUGUUGCUGCUGCUGUAAUGGGACUUGUGAUUCUUGGUCAGCGGUGGCAACACGAGAGGUGGCAAAUCUUGCAACUGAAGUGGCAGCAUGGGCUCCAUGAUGAGAGGAUUGGCAGGAUGCUUGGUCCCUUGUCGCGACUUAAAGACAUUAUUGUUGGCGGUGACCGCAGGGGUUCCUUCCUCAAAGGGAGCAGCACUUCAUCACAACAUUAAAGGCAGGAGGGCUAGAGCAGCCAAGGCAGGGAAGUGAAUGUGAUGUGCAAGUUUGUUUGAGUGGCUCUAAUUUAUGUUCUACUUCUAAUGAGUAGACAACUCCUGUAAAUACUUGCCUUGAUAUUACUCUACAAUCAUAUUGAUGAAUUUUACGAUUAUUUUCUCUGAUGGAUUGCCAUUGUCACUUCAGGGAUAAAAUCUCACAGUAUUUUUUAUGUUUAUUAUUAAUUCCAUCUUGUCAAAAAUCAAAAUUUUGACAAGCUGAAAUACCAAUUUGUCCAAUGAUAGUUUUCA
Molecule: messenger RNA, 1338 nt
Organism: Ipomoea nil (Japanese morning glory)
Lineage: Eukaryota; Viridiplantae; Streptophyta; Magnoliopsida; Solanales; Convolvulaceae
Product: ATG8-interacting protein 1-like
Exons: 3
Coding region: 154-1044 (296 amino acids)
Cellular component (GO): intracellular membrane-bounded organelle
Source: RefSeq, a predicted model, not a curated record